AUGUUUACUGAACAUGGAGAGCUGGCAGCUGGGUUUGAUGUUACGAACUUGAUCACUUUCCCAAAUAACUCCUAUGUUAGAGUCAAGGUUGGGAGGCUCGAUCCUCGUGCUCCACCAGGCAAAGAGUUGAGCAUUGAAGAGGACAAAAUCGAGUGGCACACAGAACUCACUCAGGUGCCCCCUUUCUCCUUGUGCAACAGCAACUGCCCCCCUGGCUACAGCAAGAAAAGAAAAGAGGGAGAGACUUUUUGUUGCUAUGAUUGUGCCCCUUGUCCGGAAGGGAUGAUCAGCAGUGAAAAGGCUCUGGUGCUGGGACUUUUCAUUAAACACCAGGACACACCCAUCGUCAAAGCCAACAACCGGAGCCUCACCUACCUUCUCCUUGUCUUUCUCCUUCUUUGCUUUCUGUGCUCUUUACUGUUCUUUGGACAGCCUAACAAGGUGACCUGCCUCCUCCGACAAACAGCUUUUGGCAUCAUCUUCUCAGCUGCCGUGUCUUCUGUUCUGGCAAAAACUGUUAUGGUAGUGGUGGCUUUCAUGGCCUCCAAACCAGGAAACAUCUUCCAAACAUGGGUGGGGAAAAGACUGGCACAGUCUAUUGUCUUUUCCUGUUCCCUUGUCCAAGUGUUCAUUUGUGCAGUUUGGCUAGGCACUUCUCCUCCUUUCCCAGAUUUGGAUAUGCACUCACUGAAUAAAGAAAUUAUUGUGCAAUGUCAUGAAGGUUCAGUCACCAUGUUUUACUGUGUCUUGGGCUACAUGGGAUUAUUGGCUGCUAUCAGCUUCAUUGUGGCAUUCCUAGCAAGGAAAUUACCUGACAAUUUCAAUGAAGCCAAAUUCAUCACCUUCAGCAUGUUGAUCUUUUGCAGCGUUUGGGUGUCGUUUGUUCCAACCUACCUGAGCACCAAAGGGAAAAACAUGGUGGCUGUGGAGAUCUUCUCCAUCUUGGCCUCCAGUGCCGGGUUACUGGGCUGCAUAUUUUUCCCUAAGUGUUAUAUAAUUACUCUGCGGCCUGACUUAAACCACAGGGAACAACUGAUGAGAAAGCAUUAA
This is a messenger RNA of Eublepharis macularius, 1050 nucleotides long. Its product is annotated as vomeronasal type-2 receptor 26-like. Gene Ontology annotation, cellular component: membrane. The record is from RefSeq and is a predicted model, not a curated record. Bases 1 to 1050 code for a protein of 349 amino acids. Gene Ontology annotation, molecular function: G protein-coupled receptor activity. NCBI's taxonomy places the organism in Eukaryota, Metazoa, Chordata, Lepidosauria, Squamata, Eublepharidae. The transcript is spliced from 3 exons. Gene Ontology annotation, biological process: G protein-coupled receptor signaling pathway.